AUGUCUCAAGCCGAUUUCACCUGUCACGUGGCCCAACAAGACGAACUCACCAAAAAAGAAGACAAUGAGCUUGCCCUUGAGCCAGUCGCGACUAAGAGCGAGGCAGCUGUAGGGGAGAUUGAGGAGACUAGAAAUGGUCAAUUUCAUCGCUCGUUUUCCCCUCGUCAGAUUCAUAUCAUCUCCUUGGGGUCCAAUAUAGGCAGCGGCGUCUUUAUUGCCACUGGAAAGGCCCUGGCCACCGGUGGACCAGGUAACAUGCUGAUAGCAUACACGAUGGUGUGCACUUGUGUUUGGGCUGUUCUACAAUCUUUAUCUGAGAUGACCAUUGCCUUCCCUGUCUCUGGUAAUUAUAUCGACUAUGCGGAUCGUUGGGUUGAUCCUGCUUUGGCUUUUGGUGCAGGAUUCGCCGAAUGGCUUGGGUGGACGGCAAUUGUCGCGGCUGAAGCUGGGUUUUUCAAUGUGUUGGUCCAAUACUGGGCCGAAGGAUCUAUUCCAUUACCCGCAACAAUAUCCAUAUUCCUCGUUGCUUGCCUUGUGAUAUUCAUACUUCCAAACAAAGUCUUUGCUUGGUUCGAAUACGUAACUUCCUUGAUCAAGAUUGUGAUUUUCCUGAUUAUCAUAGUGCUGUCGUUGGCACUUGUUCUGGGCGCUGGGCCCACGGGCUCUAUCCACCAUGGAGACACUUGGACAUCCCUUCCGCCAUUUCUGAACGGAUUUUCUGUAUGCAUUCUUGCCGCUCCCUUUGACCAAGACUUACACUUCCAGGGUUUUGCCAACUGUGCUUUACUCGCUGUAUGGGCUGUUGGUGACCAGGUUUUCAUCGGCAUCAUGGGUGGAGAAGCCGAAAGCCCACGAUUUUCGAUGGCCCAUGCGACAAAGCUCGUUCCCUUUCGAGUCAACUUCAUUUACAUUAUCAGUGUUGUCUUUAUCACUAUACUGGUUCCUUCAGACGAUAGCCGGUUACUAGGAGGCAGUGGAGUCGCCGCAUCCCCAUUCAUCAUAGCAGUUCAGGACUCUGGAAUUCCAGGGAUCCCUUCACUGCUAAAUGCAGGAAUGAUAUGCGGUGUUCUCGCGAUUGCCGCCGAAGCUGUUUAUCUUUCUUCGAGAAUUUUGAGAACCAUGGCACACCAAAAGCUUAUAUGGGAGGGUCUUGCUGCAGUGGACGAUAGGGGUCGGCCGAGGCUGGCUUUGAUCAUCACUUCCCUUGUCGCAGUGGUCUUGGGAUAUAUCCAAAUUGCUGCUGGUGGACUGACGGUUUUGAACUGGCUCAUAUCGAUCACGAGUGCUUCCUUUUUUACUAACUGGAUCAUCAUCUCGUUCGUCAACUGGCGAUUCCAUCGCACGUUGGAGGCGCAGAAAGAUCCACUUUUCACAGAGGUUUAUGCCUGGAAGUCUACAUUAUGGCCCCUUGCGCCGGCUUUGCUGAUGCUUAUUUCCAUCUUCUUGCUGGUCUGCUGCAUCUUCCUUGGAAUCAAACCACCAGGCGCCACCGGUUUCACUGCGACCAAUUUCUUCCAAUAUAUGCUCGGAAUUUUGAUCAUAUUCAGCUUUACGUUCGGAUACAAAGUCAUAUAUCGAACUCCAUGGCGCGACUCGAAAACCGCAGACUGCACAACUGGUCGACGUCCUUUGGCAGCAGAGGAGAUAGCUAUGCUUGACCACUACUACAGACAGCCUUCCUGGAGACGGUUCCUCACUUAUGUUCAAUUAUGGUAG
Molecule: messenger RNA, 1716 nt
Organism: Penicillium brevicompactum
Lineage: Eukaryota; Fungi; Ascomycota; Eurotiomycetes; Eurotiales; Aspergillaceae
Exons: 6
Coding region: 1-1716 (571 amino acids)
Biological process (GO): amino acid transmembrane transport
Cellular component (GO): membrane
Molecular function (GO): amino acid transmembrane transporter activity
Source: RefSeq, a predicted model, not a curated record